AAAAUGAAUUCGAAGUAUUGACAGAUGGAUGAGGGAAAAGAGAAGUGAGAACAAAAAUCACGAAAAAAAUCUUGCAUGUAAAAUUUUACAGGUAUUUUUGCCGAAUAAAUAGAUUUAAUUGAAACUCAUGUAAAAAUCUGUAAAAUGUUGUUUUAGAACAGUUGUACCGUGCAUGUUGUGUGUAAGCCGUAGAAGUGGUAUUGUUGUUAUAAUUGGCGUUGUCCAUUGUAAGGUACAGCUAACGCAAACAGAACGUAUUUCCUUCCCGUAUGGCUGCCUAUCUUAACCGCACUAUAUCGAUGAUGGCUGGCGACGGGCCCCACAACGUUGCGAUGAACAAUGGCACUGUGCGCGUGAACAUUUCCAAUGUGGACUCCCCGCUGCAGAUAUUUGUGAGGGCCAAGAAGAAGAUUAACGACAUAUUUGUGGAAAUUGAUGAUUAUGUCAAGGAUGCAGUCAGUUUUAUGCAUGCUGUAACAGGCGAAAAUGGCAUUGCAUCAGCACAGGAUGUGGCUAAUGUUGAGGCAUAUGUCAGCAAGGUGCAGGCUAUACGGGAGGUGCUCAAGCGAGAUCACAUGAAAGUGGCCUUCUUUGGCAGAACAAGUAAUGGCAAAAGCACAGUCAUCAAUGCUAUGCUACAUGACAAAAUCUUGCCCAGUGGCAUUGGACAUACAACCAACUGCUUCCUGCAGGUGGAAGGCUCCGACACGGAUGAGUCCUUCAUGAGGACUGAGGGUUCCGAGGAGAAGCUCAGUGUUCAGUCAGUGAGCCAGCUGGGGCACGCGCUGUGCGCCACGCGGCUGCAGGAGUGCUCGCUGGUGCACGUGUACUGGCCGCGCGAGCUGUGCGCGCUGCUGCGCGACGACGUGGUGCUGGUGGACAGCCCCGGCGUGGACGUGACGCCCAACCUGGACGAGUGGAUCGACAAGUACUGCCUCGACGCCGACGUGUUCGUGCUCGUCGCCAACGCGGAGUCCACGCUCAUGGUGACGGAAAAGAAUUUCUUCCACAAAGUAUCGACGAAAAUAUCGCAACCGAACAUUUUUAUAUUGAACAACCGAUGGGACGCCUCUGCUUCAGAGCCUGAAUACUUGGAUCAGGUGAGGAGCCAACACGCGAACAGAUGCGUGGACUUCCUGUCGCGGGAGCUGCGCGUGUGCUCGCCCAAGGAGGCCGAGGAGAGGAUCUUUUUCAUCUCGGCCAAGGAGGCGCUGCUCACGCGCAUGCGCGAGCGGGAGAAACCCGUCUCUUCUCCCAUCCUCGCGGAAGGGCACCAGGUGCGCUACUUCGAGUUCGUGGACUUCGAGCGCAAGUUCGAGGAGUGCAUCAGCCAGUCGGCCGUGCGCACCAAGUUCGCGCAACACUCGCGCCGCGGCAAGAACAUAGCCGGCGACGUUAUGGCUGCUUUGGAACAGGUGUACAGCACGUCCUGCGACCAGAAGUCCGCGAAGGUGGAGAAGCAGCGGAUACUGCAGGAGCAGCUCACGGCCGUGGAGGAGCAGCUCACGGCCAUCACGCGCCAGAUGAAGGACAAGAUCGGCCGCAUGGUGGAGAGCGUCGAGCAUAAGGUGUCGCUAACUCUGAGUCAAGAGAUCCGGCGGCUGUCGGCGUUGGUGGACGAGUACGAGGCGCCGUUCCGCGGCGAGCGCGCGGCGCUGGAGCAGUACAAGCGCGCGCUGCACCGCCACGUGGAGGCGGGGCUCGGCUCGCGGCUCAAGAAGCGCCUGUCCUCCGACAUCGGCCACGAGAUGGACGAGGCGCAGAAGGAAAUGGCGGAGCGCAUGUACAACAUCCUGCCGCCGCACAAGCGCGCGGCGGCCGCCAGCUGCAUCGUGCCGCACCAGCAGCCCUUCGAGGUGCUGUACCGGCUCAACUGCGACAACCUGUGCGCGGACUUCCAGGAGGACCUCUCGUUCCGCUUCUCCUACGGCAUCACGGCGCUCAUCCAGCGCUUCCAGGGCCGAAACACGAACAAGAUCGCGCUCAAGAACCCGCCCACGGUCACGCAGAUCCCUCCCACCAUGGGCCCCGCGGCGCCCUCCAUGGAGGUGUCGCGGCUCAGCAACGGGCCCGCGGCGGCCAUGGGACCGCUCAGCGCCGAGGAGUGGAGCAUGAUAUCCAAGUUCGCGCUGGGGGCGCUGACGUCACAGGGCACCAUGGGUGGACUGCUGCUCUCUGGAUUGCUCCUGAAGACGGUAGGGUGGCGCGUGGUGGCGGUGACGGGGCUGGUGUACGGCGCGCUGUACGCGUACGAGCGGCUCACGUGGACGGCCAAGGCGCAGGAGCGCGUGUUCAAGCGCCAGUACGUGGCGCACGCGGGCCGCAAGCUGCGCCUCAUCGUCGACCUCACCUCCGCCAACUGCAGCCACCAAGUGCAGCAAGAGCUUUCAACGAUGUUCGCCCGCCUGUGUCGACUCGUGGACGAGGCCACGACGGAGAUGGACACAGAGCUGUCGGAAGUUCGGGAGGCCAUCAAAAUGCUGGACGAGGCGUCGACGUCGGCAAAGAAGUUGCGCAACAAGGCGAACUACCUCAGCCACGAACUGGAACUCUUCGACGACGCGUUCCUCAAGCAUUAAUGCUGGGAGUAUAGCGAAAGUAGAAGUUGGAAGGCUCGCUAUGAGCCGCGGGAUGCAUUUGACUGGACCGAUGAACAACCGGUGCUGAGCAGCUGCUUACAUUAGUUUGUUCUAGUGUUGUGUGUACUUUGUCAAUAGGUCUCGACCGCAGCGGUACUGUGAAGCAUUGUAAGCAAGAGAUUAAGGCAAAAACGGUUACUUUUUGCGAGUAUUGAUUACCAAAAAUAACUCUAACUCAUGUAUUUGUUAAUUCUGUAUUUGUAUAAAUGAAUCCCUUAUUUCCUUGGUCACGCCAGACUGCUUUUUUAAAUACUUUGUAGGGUAUGAAAAUAUCAUGAAAAUUGCACAAGAUGUGUGAAAACGAAUCCCUGUUUAAUUUAUCUUUUUUAAAUGUUUCCUAAUAUUUUGUACAGAAUGGAAAAUUUCAGUAAACCUAGAUGUCAGGUUUACUGAAAUUUAUACGGAUCGGCUGAACGGAACUGAAUGAAAUUUGUCACGUAGGUAUAGCACACAGAAAGAACAAAUAAUAUAGACUUUACUUAUAUCCCAAAAACCCGAAAAAAAAUAUAAUUUACGCGGAUCAAAACCGUGAUGGAUAGUUAGCAAUUUAUCAUUAUUUAAAAGUAAGAAAAUGAGUCUUACUGCAUUAUCCUCGCAGAAAAACUGUUAGUUCUCAAUAAGAGUUAGUCAAGCGCCUCAACUCUUAUUGAGAACUUUUAAAAAAUUAGUACAAUAUUACGGUGACGUCUACAAAUACGCAGAACGCCACUGAGCACAGUGUUUUAAUAUAUUUGACCAAUAUAACAAGUUAUAUCAAAGUACAUCAUACAAAUUGAAGAGUCAUACAAUCCGAGAUAAUAAAUAUUCUCGAAAGGUAGUUUGGAACAAAAUCUUUGACCAAUCACAAAAUUUGGGAUUAUUAAUUCUAAAGAAAUAAUCAAGAAGGGAGAUCGGAACAAAAUCGCUGUAGUCGAGACCUUUGCUGUUCUGUUGUGUGUAUGACUUAUUUAUUGUUGAGAGCUGUUAUUAGUCGUUUACUAAUACUCUAUGGACGGUGGGCUGAUUUACUUAUAGACUUUUCUACGGACAAAAUGUAUUCAUCCAAAUAAGCAUGGAAACAUAAAGAAUGCUCUACUUUCGAGCUGAAACAUGCGUACAGGAUUUUCUAUCGAGUAUGGGUGACGUUGCCGCUUGGAGUCGUCGAUUUUGCGCGGAUAACAGCAAAAUAAAACAAAUCAAUCAUGUAAAUUUCAUGCCUUUCUGACACAUUUUGGGAAUUGCUGGUUGUCUGAAUAAGUAAUAUUGACUAAAUGUCUUUAGUCAAAGAUUUAUAGGAUUUCUAUGGCACAACGCCAAUAAUUAUUGAGUCGAAUAUCUUAGCAAUUCAUGGAUUCACCAUGCGGGUGCCGGUUCUAUCGUGCGGCACAGAGAAAAACUCCGAGCAGAGUCCUGGACUUGUGACCUUGUGUGUGGUGUAGGGUUAAGGAAUUCCUUGACAAAAAACACAAAGUAUUUUAGAAUCCGUAAAAAGUCUCAUGUGUAAAUCGACCGUCAGCCAUUUUGUUUCUAUUAGUCGCCCUUAUAUCUAAGUUAUUAAUAUUCUGCCCGCACCGUUGAGUCGAGACAUACGACCGUAUCACAUUAAGCUCUUGAGGAUUGUUCUUCGUGGACUCUAGUCGAAAAAUUACAUUAGGUACACACAAAGAAAAACAUCGUGAGGAAACCUGCAUACCUAAAAAUUUUCUUAAUUCUCUUUGGAUGUCAAGUCUACCAACCCACAUUGCCAACUCUCAUUCUGAGAGGAGAUUCCUUUUCAACAGCGAGCCGAAUAUGGGUAUGUAAAUGAUGAAUGAGUGACAUGUGUAGAAUCCAAAUGAUGUACUACAAUUAUGUCACAAUAAUACGAACUGUUACAUCCCUAAAUUCUAUAUUCAUAGUGCAGAGCUGUGACACAGAUAUAAAUGUUCUGUCAGCAAUAUAUAUGCUUUAUAAACCGUAGCUCUGCCUCUAAACAUUCAGUCGUUCUGGUGAUUAGCCGAAUUGCUGUCCAGCUACGGACCUGGUUUAUGCCCGCCGGUCUGGACUAAGUAACAAGGCUAAGCCCCUGGUAAUACUAGCCGCCUAUAGACCCUUUGCAGGUCCUCGCGAGUCGCGAAAUAUAGUGAUCCACAGUAAUAGAGCUUGUUGUCGAACUAUAGUUAAAUUAUAAACAAUAAAGUUCAGUUUUAGUUAAUAAAGUGUUUUUUUUUAUAAACACCGAUAAGCCGAAACUAACAUUUGGUGUCAGAAGAAAGCGGGAUUUAUUCCUGUUGGACGCCUACUCCUGACGACGUCCAGAAACUAUAGUUCUCCGAGCCAAGCUGCCUGCCCUGCUGCCGUUCCUGAUCUCUCUGACAGACGGAUAGUCAGACUCCCAGCUACUCCGACAAUAAGACCACAUCGUGCCAUACCCUGUCGUUCCCGAGGGUUCACUGCCCAGCCGAGAGGUGCUGCCACGCGGUCCAGACUCCUGAAACAUCACCUACAUCGCGACGAGGCGUGCGGGAUUGCACGCGCGACCCAGAUCGACUCACCCGGCGUUGCAACACACUGCGCGCUGCUCCGAUUAAUUCGCCGACUCAUCAAUGACACCGAUUCUUGUACUACUGUGAGUAAUUUUUUCGAGUCAUUGACUUUAUUACACUGGUUUAUUUUCUGUUAUUGCGUAAAAUAUUAAGUUAUUAUGGCAAAACGGGAAGAAACACCCGCUCCACUCCAAAUUUCCCCCGCAGAAUCCCUUAGAAUGAAUUUUAGCGAUUUAACCCGAUUCAUAAAACCUUUCGACGGUGAUCGAAACAAACUAACAUCAUUCAUAAGAAACUCUGAAAACGCCCUUCGCUUAGUAAAUCCGACAAAUGCAAACAUCCUCUUCCAGUAUAUUCUUUCACAAUUAGAAGGGAAAGCCGAAAUAGCCUGCUCAUUGAAGGUGUUUGAUGAUUGGUUUGAGCUAAAACAAUUUUUAAAAUCCAAUUUUGGUGAAACUAAACACCGAAGCCACCUACUUUUAGACCUCCAAAACUGCAAGAUGAAACCAAAUGAAACCAUCUUAGAAUACAGUUUGCGUCUCGAAACAUUCUUAACUAGAUUACAAACUGAUAUUUCCCAUUCUACUAAGGAUCCUGGCGAAAUAAAAGGGAGACUUGCCGACACGGAAGAUCUCGCCUUGCACACCUUUUUGUUAGGUUUACCAAGCCAUAUUUCUAAUAUUCUUAGGUGUAGGGACCCUUGUAACCUCGCGGAAGCUAUUAACCUAGCGAUUCAAGAGGAAAAAUUUUACAAUCUCGCCCAGUCAUCAAGGAGACCCAUAGAACAUAGGCCGAACCGAUCGAACUAUUUUAAUCAAUCUGUGCAUAAAGCCGCUUUUCCGUCAACUCCUCAUUCUUCUAGUUUAAACCAAACCAAACCAUUUCCUUAUAAAUCUAACUCAUACCAUGCGCAAGAUAAACAGAUAACUCAUUAUUCACAAACACCACCUCCUAAAGAAAUAAUUUGCAGAUAUUGCAGAAAUUUAGGCCACGAUAUAAGCCAAUGCCGAAAACGGCAAUACAACCAUGCCAAGCGCCAAAUUCCUCAAAAUCAGAAUAAUAAAGUACAUAAUCUUUACGAAAAUAGUCCCCAGAAUAACUCACAUAACAUACCUGAGGACAAUUUUUUAAACUAAUUAGGGUUCCAUGUUUGCGUCGCUCGGGACCCCAGGUACAAAAUGACGCUAAGAAUAAUAUUAAUUCCUAUUUUCAUCAUACAGUCAAUUAUGAAAAAAAUAAUACAUUUAUUACACGCGCCAACGAACAGGGUAACCAGUCCCAAACCCAUGACCGUGAAAAUCCUUCUAAAUCCACUGAUUCUACUAUUUCUACUAAAUCCACUGAUUCUACUAUUUCUACUAAAUUCACUGAUUCUACUAAUUCCACAGCAUCUACUAGUUCUAAUGUACUCACUGACUCCGCCGUAUCCACUGAUUCCACUGUAUCUACUAAUUCCACUGUAUCUAACAAACCCACGAUAUCCAAAACGUCCAUCGAAUCUACUCAGCCUAUUGAACCUACUAAAUCCUCUAAACUCACUCAUAAAAAUACGAAGAAAAAUAAUAUUUAUACCAAAACCCGUAAAACUUCUACGAAAAAUAUAAUAGCAAAAUCUAGCUCCGAAACAAUUUAUAAAAUUCAAUAUAAUGAUAAAGUUCAUUUACCACAUAUUUAUGUUCAUUCAAAAUACUCAAGUAAACCGUUAAUACUUUUAAUAGAUUCAGGAUCAAGCAUAUCCUUAAUCAAAAGGACUUCGCUAUCAAAACAACCUGAACUCAUAUCCGAAAAAAUUCAAUUUAAAGGCAUAGAUGAAACAGCCCAAUACUCAGAAAGUUUUGGCCAUUUUCAACUAGAUAUUAGAUUAGAAAAGUUACUAACAAUUUAUAGUAAAUUCCACCUUGUAUCUGAAUCCCUUGGAUUUAAUUUCGAUGGCAUAAUAGGUAACGAUUUCUUGAAAAAUAAUAAUUGCAUUAUACAAUAUGGUAAAAACGCUCUACAUAUUGGUCAACACCAAAUCAAAAUCUUUUUUACAAAACCUCAAUAUUUAAUACCUGCCCGAUGUGAAAUGAUGAUAGAAUGCAAUGUCAUCAAUCCAGAAAUAAAAACUGGCUACAUUGAAAAAUCGCAAAUUCAAAAAGGAGUAUACUUGUCCAGUUGCUUGACUACAGUAAAGCCUAAUAAUCAUGUAAACGUUUCUAUAUUAAAUACGACAAAUACAGAAGUCAAAAUUCAAACCUUUUGCGUCGAACUUCAUCCCUGCGAUACAUUCCAGGAAAUAGAGACUAACUUUAUUAACAAUGUUAAUGUAAAUUCACUCUCAAAAUUUUCAGAUCGUAAUAAAGAAGUUAGAAGUCAAAUCAGGUCAUCUCACUUAAACUCAGAAGAGUCAAAAGCACUCCUAAACCUUUGUCAAGAGUAUUCCGACCUAUUUUAUCUUAAUGGCGAUAUCCUUUCUCAUACUAACACUCUACGUCACGAAAUUAAAACUACUUCUUCUCAGCCCAUUCAUGUCAAAAGCUACAGGUAUCCAGAAUGCCAUAAAGAGGAAGUUAACAAACAGAUUCAAAAAAUGCUAGAUCAGAAAAUUAUAAAACCUUCUAAUUCUCCAUGGUCUUCUCCAAUAUGGAUCGUUCCUAAGAAACUCGAUGCUUCUGGCCAAAAGAAAUGGCGUAUUGUCGUUGACUAUAGGAAAUUAAAUGACAUCACUGUAGGCGAUGCUUACCCUAUCCCUAAUAUCACCGAAAUACUGGAUCAAUUAGGACACAGUAAAUAUUUUUCCACAUUAGACCUAGCCUCUGGAUUCCAUCAGAUUCCCAUGAAUGAAGAAGAUUCUCCAAAAACUGCAUUUUCAGCGAAUAACAAUCACUACGAAUAUACCCGAAUGCCUUUUGGACUAAAAAACGCCCCUGCCACGUUUCAACGUCUCAUGAAUACUGUACUUUCUGGCCUCCAAGGAAUACAUUGUUUCAUUUAUCUAGACGAUGUUAUAAUUUAUUCUCACGAUCUUCAAAGCCAUGUCAGUAAACUCAAAUUAGUUUUUAAUGCCCUUAGGCAACAUAAUCUCAAACUACAGCCAGAUAAAUGCGAAUUCCUUAGAAAGGAAGUAGCUUACCUUGGUCAUAUCAUUUCAGACAAAGGAGUUUCUCCUAAUCCCGAUAAAGUUAAAGCUGUAGCUUCAUACCCUACUCCCAGAACACCUAAAAAUAUAAAAAGCUUCUUAGGUCUCGCAGGUUAUUAUCGUAAAUUUAUUAACAACUUCUCUAAAAUUACUAAACCCUUAACCAGUCUCUUACGAAAAGAUGUUGAAUUCAUUUGGUCACAACAACAGGAAGACGCAUUCAAUACUCUUAAAACCAUGCUUACUAAUGCACCAAUCCUUCAAUAUCCUGAUUUUUCGAAAACCUUUAUCUUGACUACAGACUCAUCAAAUUACGCUUUGGGUGCCGUACUUUCCCAGGGUGAAAUAGGUAGUGACCUUCCUAUCGCAUUCGCAUCUAGGACUCUUAAUAAAGCUGAAGGUAAUUAUAGUACUACAGAAAAGGAAUUACUAGGAAUACUAUUUGGUACUAAAACUUUUAGACCUUAUCUUUAUGGUAGGAAAAUAAAAAUCGUAACUGAUCAUCGACCACUAAUAUGGCUUAUGAACUGUAAAGAUCCUAGUAGUAAACUAGUAAGAUGGCGUCUAAAACUAGAAGAUUAUGAUUAUGAAAUUAUUUACAAACCAGGCAAAAUCAAUAAUAAUGCCGAUGCCUUAUCUCGACCUCCUAUACAUACCAUUGAUGAUAUUGACCCAACAGACAACUUGACUUAUGAAUCCUUUAUAAAAUCACGUUCCAGUCCUAUGCUACAUGAUACACAAAUUACAGAAACAAAUCAAAGCCUACUCGAAACAGCAUGUACUUAUAUCGCCUAUCCUACCUCUAUCGACUUAGAUACUUCCAACCCAUAUUGUGAUAACAUACUUAGCACAUUAGAAAACAGAAAUGAAUUUGAAAUGUCCGAAAGAGAAUUGAAUAGUCUAACAGUGUCUUCUACUAACAACAAAACCUACUUCCAUCUAUUCACUAAAACUCACUACUAUGACUCAGCCACCUACAGAGAUAUAUUCAAGGUUCUAAAAGAAUUACGUAAUCAUUUAAUAAUAUUUUAUCCACAAGUUACAGAAAUUUCUAUCUCUGAUUUUGAUAAUCCUUAUGAUAAACUCAGGUUUUUAUUAAUUUACGAAAUCAUAGCAUUUAUUUUUCACAACACUAAAAUUAAAAUAAAUAUAUAUCAUAAUAAAAUUAAGUAUCCUACUCCUAACGAAAUUCCCAUAAUAUUGAAAGAUAAUCAUGAUACUCCAAUCGGAGGACAUAUUGGCUCAAACCGUAUGUACAACAAACUUAAAGAUGUGUAUUAUUGGAAAGGCAUGAAAAAGGACAUAGAAGUCUACGUUAAAAAUUGUUCUCAGUGCCAGAAAAACAAAGCAUUAAGAGCAAUUAAUAAAGCUCCUAUGGAAAUUACUUCUACUUCUCAGGAACCUCUUCAAAGACUAUUUACAGACGUAGUCGGUCCUCUGCCUGAAUCAGGACCCCAAGGAUUCAAAUAUAUUGUAACAUUCCAAGACGAUUUAACAAAAUAUUCAAUGGCCUAUCCUAUAGUACAAGCCACGGCUGAACAAACUUCGGAAUGCUUAGUUAAAUUUAUCUCUCAUUUCGGUAUUCCUCGAACAAUUCUCUCCGAUCAAGGAGUUCACUUUAUAGCUGACAUAUACAAACAAGUGGCAUCUCUUUUUAAGAUUAAACAUUUAUUUUCGACCAUUUAUCAUCCCCAAACUAACGGCUCCCUAGAGAGAAGCCAUUGCACGCUUAAAGAAUAUUUAAAAUCGUUUGUUAACAAGGAACAAGACAAUUGGCAUAAAUAUCUUCCCACUGCUCUUAUUUCCUAUAAUAGUACGACACAUACCACUACAAACUUUAGUCCUCAUGAACUUCUAUUUGGUUGUAAACCCUAUUUACCUAGCUCUAUCUACGACAUAAGUCCCACAGCCACUUAUCCUGAUUACAUCAAAAAUCUAAAACAUAAAUUGAAUACCACUAGAAAUUUAGCUAGCGAAAAUAUACUUAGAAGUAAAGAAAGAUCAAAACGUUAUUAUGAUCAACAUGCUAAAGAAAAAACCUAUAACGUUGGAGAUAUGGUCUACAUAAGAGAACAUCACAGAUUACGUAAAGCUCUCUCCCCAGUCUGGAAAGGUCCUUUUAAAAUCAUAGAAACCCAUGAUAAUAAUAACGUCACCAUUCAAAUUAAUAGACGUAAGAUCCGUUACCACUUCGAUCAAAUUAAACUAGCCCACGAUAAUUCUCUUCCAGGGUCAUCGCGCCAGGCACCAUCGCCACAACCGAGUUAAUAACGCCAAUAGUCGAUAGCCCAGGUCUAUAUUUCGAUAAUCUAGGAAUCUUAAAAUACUACAAUAACUUCUGGAAUAUUAUUACAUUUACUGACUUAUCUUACAUAAAACCUCAUGUAGAAAACAUUAAAAAUGUUAUAUAUACCGUAAAAGAAACUUGCCAUAGUUAUAAAUCUGCUAAAAUACAGUCCGAUUGCUCUAACACACUUAGUCCUUUAGAAAUACUUCUAAAAAAUGUUGAAAAUAAUUAUCAAUCUCUAUCUCAUCUUACGCAGGAAAAAGGUCGUUCUAAAAGGUCUUCAUGGUUCGGUUUUGGUGGACCCAUACUUAAACAACUAUUUGGAUCCCUAGAUGAAGACGAUGCUCAAAUAUUUACUAAUGCUAUAAAUGCAAUUCAAGAUGACCAGAGACAUCUUGCAUCUUUAAUGAAAGAAAAUAUUCAUGUUAUCUCUUCUACUAUUAGUACAUUUAACAAUACUAUUCAGAAACUAAAUGAAAAUGAGCAAAUACUUAACAGUAACAUAGGAAAAUUAGAUAAAAUCCUAGAUAACGUUUUGCAAACUACAAAUAAAUUAGAAGCGUCAUCACAUCUCACAAUGACCUUUAGUGCUUUAGAAAGCUCAUUAAUGACUUUAAAUUUUAACCUCAAGGAUAUCAUUGACGCAAUCCUAUUCGGUAAACAAAACAUUGUCCAUCCCUCUAUACUAUCUCCUAUGCAACUUUAUAAUGAAUUAAACUCUAAUAAAAAUAAAGUUCCCCAAAAUUUUCCCUUACCCUUGAAUUUAGAAAAUAUGCACAUACUUUUGGAUAUAUCCCAAAUUUCUAGUUUCAUCACUGACUCUAAAAUAGUAUUUGUUGUUAAAAUUCCUCUUGUUCUCUUACAAGAAUAUAAUUUGUACCAUGUCUAUGCCCUUCCUACUGCUCAUGAUAUCAAUAACCCACAUUCCUUUGCUAUGAUCAACCCUACUGCUAAAUUUUUGGCAAUAACAGACGAUAAAUUACUGUAUUCAAUGACAGACUCGAUCAGUGAUUGCAAAACUCUAACAAAUAACUAUCGCCUGUGCAAAUUAGGCAAUGUGCAUUCUAGUGUCGCAAAUCCUACGUGUGAAGUGCAAAUCCUAAGUGCUUACAUAAAUAAAAUACCGGACACAUGUGAUUAUAAAAACGUAGUUAGUGAUAUUGACGUUUGGCAAACGAUUAGUAAUAAUAAAUGGAUAUAUGUUCAAUCCAACAUAGCUAAGCUCUCGGUUAAGUGUAACAAUAGUAUUAACGACUAUGACAUAAUUGGAACAGGAAUUCUCAAGCUUCCAAAAGGAUGCACAGCUUUUCAUAAACUCUUGCAAUUCUCUCCUUCAGUAGAAUACGAAACUGCAUUGUAUAUGCCUACUCCUAACUUUAACAUUAUAAAUGACGAUUGCUGUUCCAGAAAGAAAAUAAAUUCUACGCUUCCAUAUCUAACACCAAUUAAAUUAUCUCAUAUAAACUUAGAUUCUUUGCAUUACGUUACACAUAGAUUAAAUCAAGUUAACGAUGAAAUUGAAAAGAUUGAAAACCAACCCUACCAUAUUAAAUAUGGAAGUUAUUUCAGUGUUUGUACAACUCUCGUAUCUUUAAUCGUAUUAUGCUAUAUUUCUUUCAAAAUGUAUAAAAAAUGUUGUAAUCGAAGAAAGCGUAAUAAUAGUUUAGAUUCUAGUUCUGGUUGCUGUAUUCAGAUUUUUAAUAGCUGCUAUACUAAACCUAAUCAAAAUAUACAAGCUAUUAAUACUAGUUCCGAUUAUGAAACACAUAAUAGAGCAUUCGAAUCCAAUAGUAGCUCAGAGAACUCUCCUACUUUCCUAAGGAGAAAUUUACAUUGAAAUGUUAUGUUUAGUACUUUUCCAUAAUUACUAUUAUACUAAUACUGUUACUAAAUUAUUAAAUGCCAUUUCAUGUUUGGUUUAUACUAUUACAUAAGUCUACUAUAUACUAUUUGCUAUUUUAAUACACUGGUUCUUUUGUAAUAAUAAGAAAAUGUUAUUUUGUAAGUUUUUUAUUUUCUAUUUCUUUGUGAUUGUAUAAUCUUAAAUAUUAUUACCUAUGUAGGAAAAGAAAAAAUAUGAUUAUGUUAUUCCUAAUUUUCAUUUCUAUUUCUUCUAUUGUAAUACUUGGAUCACUAUUGUAAUAUUCUACUCACAUCUUACUUACUAUGAUGCUUCGUCUUAAAGAGGGGAGGUGUUACAUCCCUAAAUUCUAUAUUCAUAGUGCAGAGCUGUGACACAGAUAUAAAUGUUCUGUCAGCAAUAUAUAUGCUUUAUAAACCGUAGCUCUGCCUCUAAACAUUCAGUCGUUCUGGUGAUUAGCCGAAUUGCUGUCCAGCUACGGACCUGGUUUAUGCCCGCCGGUCUGGACUAAGUAACAAGGCUAAGCCCCUGGUAAUACUAGCCGCCUAUAGACCCUUUGCAGGUCCUCGCGAGUCGCGAAAUAUAGUGAUCCACAGUAAUAGAGCUUGUUGUCGAACUAUAGUUAAAUUAUAAACAAUAAAGUUCAGUUUUAGUUAAUAAAGUGUUUUUUUUUAUAAACACCGAUAAGCCGAAACUAACAGAACGUAUAUUAUUUAUACUAGAAAGCAAUAAUGAAAAUAUUCAUAUGGUACAAAAGCGUUUACUCGUAUAUUUGGAUUACUAUGCAGCAUACUAAGUGACGUCAUUCUAAAUGCAAUAUGGCGGAGCCCUAAGGUAGUGGACUAUUUCUUUUGUAUUUAAUUUCUGUAAAAAUUCUGUUGUGUGUGUGAUUUGGUGGAAGACAAUUAAAGACAAGAAAAUGGCAAUUGAACGAUCGCUUAAUGUGACACGGUUGUAAUGUCAGGUCGAGGGUUCUUAGUGUACCAAAUACUUGUAAUAUUGUGAUUUAUAUAACGGCAUAGCUGCUACAAAUCUAAUACCUAUUAAAAUCUGAUCAGCCUGAAUAGAUCAGUAUAUGCUAAAGAGAUUUGUCGUAUUCAGCCCGGGGAGGUGAGUUACAUAAAAUGCAACUAUUUUUAUAAGGCUGGUUUUUUAUGUUACGUAUAUUUGUGGUGUAAAUAAACAGUUUGCUGUCAGUCUGCCUACUUUGUUAGCGUUUGACGAUGAAACUAUAUUUCCACGCUAAGCGCUUCAAAAUAGAGAUAAAGGCGCAUCAUCAUUAGACAUAAUUACAAACAUUAGAAUUAUGUUUGAUUGGAUAGGUUCUUUUAUUAUUUUACUGCCCACAAAAUCAUUUGAAAUGAUGAUUAUCACUCAAAAUUUUGUUAGCAAGCGCUAACAAAAUUGGUAUGCCGACAGUAGGCUAUUUAUAUGCACAUCAAAUAUAACUAAUAUUAAAUUACAAAUCUUUAGAAGUAGUUCAAUUUUUAUUGACUUACCUCUCACUAAUACUAUUGCCGUCUUUGUCCUAAACAGAGAUUUAAACUAACCUCGAGGUAAUAUAAUCGCUUAGUAAGGUGACAUUGUACAUUUAACUCGUGUAAUAUAGAGAAAAUACCCAUUAGCUCCUUGUAAAUUAGUUUUGUUGUUGUUUUCUUUGUUUAAAAACUUUUAUAUUGUUUAUUAGAAUUAAAUCACGUAUAUUUUUUACAUCGAACGUAAUUUGUCCGCUGAGAAAUGGCGUUAAGUUUUGUGACAAGUCUAUAUCCAUAAACAAAUAAUUAGCAAUUGCAGAUAAAAUAAAAUGUAUAUGCGAUUUCCAAUUUGACAGUGACAGUGUCUUUAUUUUGUAUUUAUUUAUCUAUGUUCCGAUACCCAUUUUAUAAUUCAAAAAAACUGUUUUUUGAACAUACAUCAUGAAAAUUCUUUCAAUAUAUACCUAUUAUCUACCCUUAAGUACAUAUUUAUAAUAAUAGACCAAUUUUAAAAUCUUAAAUUAAAACUACUGAUGGCUUUAUAUUAAAAAAUAUUCGGAGAAAACAGACAAACAUUAAAAUGUGCGAGAGUGAGAUUAUAGGGUUCCGAACGUACUUAUGUACGUUCGGAACCCUAAAAAAAUUUAAUAUUAAUGUCAAUGUAAAGAGCUGUCAAAAUUGGUCUUUUAAUUUUGUAUAUAUUUUAAACUUAGUUGAAUGCUUAUUUAAAAAAGGCACGCGUGCUGUAGCAAAUUGACUAUAUAAUUAUAUAAAGAAGUUCAUGCAAUCAUGAAAAUAUUAUACUUAUGUGUAAAGUUAAAAGUUACCAUAGUUAUUUGCUUUGAAAUAGAGUAACAAACCACUAUAAAUGUUUAAAAUGGUCAAGGUUUUAUAUGUUUUUACUUGCAUUACAUAUUAUGUCACAAAUGACCUAAUGUAUAGAGCGAUAUAAAAGAGUAGAAAUUAAUAAAAAUGGAACUAACAAUCUCCCUGUCUGGCAACACCACAUUUACUGUCAUUAUAGAGCAACCAAUUAUUGAUAGUUUUAUCAUAUUAUUAAAAUCAUGGUGGAAAUUCGGAUAAUUAGCUGACGAAUUACAAUAAAUAUCAUUUAUUUAGAUGAGAUUUACUUUCUUUUAAAUUAAAUAAAUGUAAAUCAUGAAUUCCUCAGAAAUCUUAAUACCUUUAACAUGAUGCUCUUGAUCAUGAUGAUUAUUAUAAUGAUAUGUUGAAAAUAAUAUUAUUAGAUAGUAAUAUUAUUUUCAACAUAUCAUCUUAUUUAAAAAAGAACUUACUUUUACCUAUUGUGAAGUGACGGUUAGCAGCGACAGUGAGUGUACCAUCAUUUUGUGGUAGAGAAAACACCUCGAGCAGGUCCCAGGACUUGUGACCUUGAGAAUAGGCUUAAGGGUUCCCUUUUGCAUCAAUAGUCACCUUGCCUGCCCGACAUGUUCUCCAUGCCCACACUGAACAAUAAUUACAACACAAAACAUUAUCAAUAAUUACAACACAACACGUUAUUGCACAAAAUCACUCACGCGACUGGCAGCGUGACGGUGUCUACGCUGCCUCACAAACCACUGAGCUCGUCAUUUUCAACCCCCCCACCACAAUAACAUAAAUAAUGAAACCACCUGUAAUAGAGGAACUUACAAGUUCCUCUAUUACAGGUGGUUACACUAAGUAUAGAACAAAAUAUAUAGUAUUAUCAAGUAUCAAGGCAAUUCUAAUUGGAUGACAGAACACAGGGUUACCAUAAGAACGAAAAAAAGUGACUACAGCGCCCUCAUUUAUUUUCUACUCUUUUAUGUCGCACUUUAUUGUUGUUAUUUUCCCUUUGUAACUUUGUUUUAAUGGGUGGUCGUAAGUAGGAAAUGAAAUUUGAUUAUAUUACAAGGUAUAAUGAAAUAAAACAAAUUGUAAAAUAUAAAUAAUUGUAUUUAAAAAUACGUUACAAACUUUGGUUAAGUUUAAAGAGCACCAUAGAUUGAUGUCUCUAAAUCUAGUUAUUGUUUGUAUUAAAAUAUCGACAAAACUAUGAUAGUAUAGGUAAAUAUAAAGUUGCGAUAAAUAUAAAAUUUGUAUUAACAUCGGGUACAAAGUACCACGAAAAAUUGACAUUAAUUGUUGAAUAGUUGUAAAUUGAAUGUAUGCAUGCGAUAAUUUAAUAGUCUACGCAAGUUAACUGCAAAAUUGCAAUAUAUUAUUAUCAGUUAUUAUAACUGCAGCAAAAAUUACAUAGGAUUAUGAUAAGUUGCAAGCUGGAGUGACGCAAAGCCCAGUGAAUUAGCGUCAAAACCUAUCGGGGAUUUUGGAUGUAAAAAAUUGUACCUCUUCGAAGUUUUCGCGCUGCUACAUUAAACCGAAUCGUCCCUUAUUAUUAUCAUUAGAGAUGAAUAAAAAAAUUGCAAUCAUUGAAAUUGCAAUUUUGCAGUGGAGACUCGAUUAACCGGACCAAUUGUUAUAUGACACAGUGUACGCUUAUAACGAUACAAUUUUGUUAUAGCUCCAACAUGGCUGACCAGACGUUCGUGCUUUUACAAAAGCUGAAAGUUUGUCAGUCCAUACUAUCUAUCUACCGUACUAACACUGGAAUUCAUAGACGUUUUAGAGGCACCCCCAGGAGAUCAUUCACCCACUGAAUGAAUGAAUGAUCCCCUGGGUCCUACAACGUCUAUGAAUUCCACUGUUAAUUAUGCAACAAUAAUUAUUAUUAAGUACGGUAGUUAAUUAUGGAAUAUUAAAAUGUGGUGAGUUUAGGAGUAGAAAUAGCAUGAGCUUUUAUAAAAAGACGAAGGUGUACACAUGGCGCCUUUAGUCUGAAAGCACUUGCUAAUUUUCAAGACAUAUUGUCAUUUAUUUUUUGAACGCGAAAUAUCACAAAUCCUUAUAAAUGAGGUCCGGAAAAUCGAGUCUGCAAUUACGUACUAAAGCAAUAAACCUUUUUAUGUACACAUCGUAAUUUUCACUCAAUUAUCUUGAGUAUCACUUAAUGUGAAAAGUGUAGAAAAUGGCGGCCACCACUGCAUACAAAACUGACUGUUAUUCAUAAUUAUUUAUGCUGCUUAUGAAAAUGUUUUAAAACGCAGCGAAAAUAACGCCGUUAUUUUUAACAACAAAAACUAAUAUGUAUAUAACAAAAAAAAUGGUCGCUCCUACGGUAUUUUAAAUUAUUUUUACUAGUCUCAUCUCAACGCAUCAUUUUACAUACAUAUUGUACUUUUGUAUUGUAUAUGAAUCAAAGCAUGAUAUCAUUUUAAAUAAUUUCUUUAAAUCGCACUUUUUCCCUCCAUAUUCAUAAACUUGAAUUCUAAUGUUUUAUAAAGAGGAAAGAUUAAAACUAAGAAUUAACAGUAUAUUCAUAAACUUGGAUUAAUAUUCACCUCAAUUUUCUUCAAAGGACCUAAUCACUACUGUUCAAAGUUCACUUUACGUUAAAAUUGGAGUUUGACGUUUAAACUCAUAUUUUAAUAAUAAGGCCAUUUGUGUUUUAGGUAAUCUAUUAUUAUUAAGAGAAAAGAUUUGAUUGUUUGUUUGUUUGCAUUGAAUAGACUUUGAAACUACUGAACCGAUUUAAAAAAUCUUAUACUGUUGGGAAGCUACACUAUCCAGAGUGCUAUAAUCUAUAUUUUAUCCCUGUUUAUGCUACGUUGGCAAAAUAUAAUAAUUCUUUACAUUAAAAUAAAAAAUAAUAAGGACGUGAUGUCACACUGAAUAAUUAUAUCUUGCAUUCAUUUAAAGUACACAAGCACAGUUUAUGAAUGUGUUGAGGUGACUAAUAAAAAUAUAUGUAAGAGGCAGGUUUGUUAUUUUAUUGAAUUUACCGUGUUGUGAGGCUACACAACUGUUUAGAUAGGUUUUGUUGUCAAAUGUAAUUAGUAUUGCGUAAUUAGGUGAAUUUUCUUAUGUAAAUAAAUAAAGGAUUCCUUUAUACAUU
This is a messenger RNA of Bicyclus anynana (squinting bush brown), 17821 nucleotides long. RefSeq names its product transmembrane GTPase Marf (gene Marf). Gene Ontology annotation, molecular function: GTPase activity; GTP binding. Gene Ontology annotation, biological process: mitochondrial fusion; mitochondrion localization. The record is from RefSeq and is a predicted model, not a curated record. The transcript is spliced from 15 exons. Gene Ontology annotation, cellular component: mitochondrial outer membrane. Lineage: Eukaryota; Metazoa; Arthropoda; Insecta; Lepidoptera; Nymphalidae. Bases 270 to 2579 code for a protein of 769 amino acids.